AUGUCAGCAGCAGAAUACUACGGAGGUGACUCUAAACAAACAUACAACCGUCCUAGUGGUCCUCCACCACCAGGCGCAGCUAGCGGUGCAGGAGCUGGAGACCAUGACAAGGGGUUCUUUAAUGCUCCAAAUGCUGGGUACCAGCAGCAGGCUCCACCUCAGUACCACUACCAGAACCCACCACAACAACAGCAGUACUACCAGCAAGGCCAACAACAGCAGGGCUAUUAUGGGCAACAGCAGCAGCAGCCCAUUUACGUGCAGCAGCCAGCCCCUACGAACAACAACGGUGAUUGUUUGACGGCGUGCUUGGCGGGUAUGUGUUUGUGCUGUACUCUGGACAUGUUGUUCUGA
Messenger RNA from Kluyveromyces marxianus DMKU3-1042, 354 nucleotides. RefSeq lists its product as uncharacterized. The transcript has a single exon. Bases 1 to 354 code for a protein of 117 amino acids. Lineage: Eukaryota; Fungi; Ascomycota; Saccharomycetes; Saccharomycetales; Saccharomycetaceae. The record is from RefSeq and is a predicted model, not a curated record.